AUGUGUCUUUUUCAAGCUUCAGAAAUUCCCUCGACCUCUAUUGAGAUCAGUGAGGCUGUUUUGGCCCUACGCUUAUUUGCACGUCAGGUUGCCCUUAAAUUAUCAUUUAAUGAACAUUCUAUCAAUACUAAUUUUGCGUUUAGGAAGAAAAGUUCAUAUGUACCAGCGUUACCAUCUCAUGUUGAUGUGUUUCUAAAAGCAAUGGAAAACGAUAUAUAUAAUGAACACAAUUUUUUCAAGUCAGAUUUGCCAAGUAAUUUAAGCUCAGAAGAAGAAGCAGCAUUGAAAAGUAUUAAAAAUAAUUCUGCCAUUAUUGUGAGACCAUCGGACAAAGGUGGUCCGGUAGUUGUGUUAGACUCACAUUAUUACUUCACCAGCAUUCAUGAGAUGCUGAAUGCUGAUGCAUAUACUGAAGUUGCAUUGCCUGACAUUGAACAGUUGAUUGUACGAAUACAUUUAUCAAUCAGGGACUGUUUGAAUUCAGGAUACAAUGCGAAGUUGAAUAAAUUCCCUGUGUUUAAUUUCAAUGAUGAUCUCAAGGACCUCUGCAUCAGUGCUUUGAGUCCCAACACCACAAAAGCUACUCUCUAUGCUUUGAAUGUCUGGCGUUACUGGUGCAUGACUAAAGGCCUUAAAGACUAUAUGGAUAUUACAAAAAUUUCUGCAGAAAAACUAAAUGAACUUCUAGAAGACUUUUACUGGUCUGUGAAGAAGACCGAUGGGUCUGACUUUCUAGCUACCUCCCUUCAUGCAAUUCGUCGGGGACUGGAUCGGAUUCUAAAGAAUGCUGGUGUAGGAUUCUCCAUAACAAGCAGCACCUUCAACUCCUCCACCCUGAAACUCAAAGAUAAGCUGAGGAUGCUUAACAAAGCAGGAAUGUCAGGUGCACGCUCACGUAACAUCAUCUACUUCUCCCUCAGUGAUGAAGAAGAGAUGUGGAGGUCUGGGUGUUUAGGCGAUGAUAAUCCUGUAGCCCUCCUGUCAACAGUGGUUAAGUACAACAGCCAGUAUUUUAACAUGAGGACCUUACAGGAGCAUGCAGAUUUAAUGUAUGGUGACAUAGAACUGCUUAAAGAUGCCCAGAACAGACCCUUUUUUGCCAGAACGGACGCUGUGAAACGAGGAAACAGGAUAUGCAGUAAUAAAGUAUGCUAUGGUCAAAUAUUUCAUGAGCACUCCAAAGGACACAAACGUUGCCCAUAUUGCCUUCUCUACAAAUAUAUGUAUUCUCACAGGCCUCCUUCUCAGAUGUUUGCAGUGUCCCCUUUCUACUUAACCGCUAGGAAGGAGAUCAGUGGAAUGGAAGUUGUUUGGUAUGAAGAACAGAGAAUGGGACUGAGGUCAUUGAGGGGAGUGGUUCCAAAGCUGGCUAAGAAGGUUAGGCUUGAGCACUGUGACAAUUUUACUUUUGUCUCCUUUACUCAAGCAUCUCGAAAAUUUAUUCCUUCAAACAGCAGUCAGUGAAGGUGGAUACUGUGUAUCUUGCACAUGUUUGUAUAUGGCAUGGACCUUCAUUAGCUAAAUAUUGACAAUCACAGUGUGAGAAAAGGGUACAGGCUUGCUAAUAAUUUGCUUAUUUUAAAGCUGCUACUACUACUACUGGCAAGUUAGAAAGUAAUUUUUUUUAGUAUAGAGUCACAAUGUUGUUACACUGGUCUUUCUCAGAAAUUACUACACGUGAUAGCCUGUUAGAAGAGGAAUAGGUAGGGAAUUAAAUAGUGCCUUUAUGUAGAGUUCUAAUUAACAUUAAUUUAAGACACAUGUACAAACCUAGUGUAGUUCUUGUAUAGAAGAGUGGAAAAUGUAUAUUGUAAGAAUCUAACAACUAUGCUGUAGUUAAUACUGUUCAUCAGAAUCUGGUGGUAGCCCUCUGAAAGUAUAACAGAUGAGUGACUUGAGCCACUCGUAGCUUGACACCCAGGGCUUACCUUCUGUGUUGCUCUGUGGUAUGUAAAAAUGUGCAGUUUGGAGUAAUUGUGCAUGGCACUAUAUAAAUCCAUGAAGCUGCGAAAAGGCAACUUUUAUUGUUUUCUUGGUGGCCUUCUCAGCUUUGCAGACACUUUCAACUGCAUACAGAUUUAUGUUAUAGAUGCUUCCAUAAAAUACCAGUGAUACAGAUAGAGAUAAUAAAAUGUAUAACCAAAUGAAUCUUGUCUUGAAAUUGUUUUGAUGAAACGGUGCGAGAUUUCAAAUGACUGUUGCAUGUUAGCAAGCUCCUGCUCCCUAGAUACAUUUAAAGUGCCCCAAGGAAGAGUUACACCCUGUGUACUCUAAAGUCAUGAUGGGGAAAGCAGGUUACUUUCACCCGACCCAGAGGGUAAGGUUGAUGGUAUGGCAGAUAAACUCAGCCUAAUCAGAAUAGCUCCCUGUGUUACGUAUGUAAAUUAAUAUGUUUUAAACAGGGACUUUGAGGUUGAGUUAGUGUUGUUAGCCAUAAGCCAGUAACUAAAACUGUAGAAUUUAAUACAUAUUGGUGCUAAAUAGAGAUAACAGACUGCAGCAGUAGAGAGCUGUAGUGAUUUAAGCGAAUAGUGAAAAGGCAUUACUUAUAUUUUGUUAUUUACCUUGUCUCACCUAGUACUGUAUUUUGGAUCCUAUUAAUUACAAAUAAGAAACAAGUUAGGAAUCCUCAGAUUAAAUGUCCAAAAGCAUGUAAUACAUGGUAGCUAAACAGUCACUUUGUAAUUGUUACCUUUUGGGACUUGCAUUUGUUUCUAAUUUCCAUUAUUUUAGAAAUGUUUUUUAUGUGUGCUUUUGUUUUUAUGAUUUUAUCUUAUAAUUUAUAAAAUAAUGUAUUCUGAAGUAGUUUUAAAACUGUAACUUAAACAAGUGAACUGUGAUGCCUAAUUUAACAUGACAAUAGUGCUAGAAAAUUUUAUUUAGCCUGUAAUGAAAAAGACUGGAGCCGCUGGCUAAUGUAUUAUGAUUGCUAGACACUGUAAAGCAAAAUAAAUUGACUUGGAGGUGGAGGUUGUCAAAAAUGUAAAAGCAUGCUGAUAUAAGAAUAAUAGCGUUAUCAGAUCCCCAAAUGAUAUUAUGUCAGUCAUGGUUUUAUGUACUGUGGCAGUUUUUUUGUAAUUGUUUUCUGAUGUACUCAUGGGUGCAUGAGUGUGUCUGGGUGUGGUGGAGGAAUAAGUACAUUUUUUUCACUAUUUCAAUAUUAUAAUAUAAAAUACUAAACCUAUAGCUUUAUUUGGCCCUCUCGAAAAGUGUUAUAUGUUAUGCACUCGUAAAGUGUGAUGUCAUACCUGUACCAUACCAGAAAAAGACCGUUUUGUAGAGUAGCUAACACACUCUGGGAUGUGCUAUCAUACUCUUGACAUGCAUAAUUUGAAUGAUUUGAAAACAUUUGUCCUGUGGCCUCCUAACUUACUUUUGUAGGCUCUGAUUGUCUCUCAUGUUUUUCCUUCCAUUUUGAAUAGUAAAUAUUGGAGCCUGUUUUGUGUACACUUUUGUCUGCAAUAACUUGCUCACCUUUAUAAAUAAUACAGGGAUGCUGUGGUCUGUUGGUGUUUAAUAUUUCAUUUCUUCUUGAACACAAACAUGUAAUUUUCUGAGUGAUCAGAGAGAGAAAUAAACAAAAGUGUCUGUCUGCCUUUUA
Protopterus annectens (West African lungfish) is the source of this 3601-nucleotide messenger RNA. RefSeq lists its product as uncharacterized. The transcript is spliced from 3 exons. The record is from RefSeq and is a predicted model, not a curated record. Lineage: Eukaryota; Metazoa; Chordata; Ceratodontiformes; Protopteridae. The coding region runs from base 1 to 1464 and encodes 487 amino acids.